Messenger RNA from Paramuricea clavata, 4459 nucleotides. NCBI's taxonomy places the organism in Eukaryota, Metazoa, Cnidaria, Anthozoa, Malacalcyonacea, Plexauridae. The record is from the annotation of a GenBank genome assembly.
GUUUUGGCUUCCAUUACUUCCAUUGACUGCCACCAACGAGUCCAAUAAUAGUAUCGUGAUGAAGGAUCCAGCUUUAACUUACAACCAAGAUCUGUGUCUCAUUACUUCCAUUCACCUAUAGGUGUCACAGAAACCAAGAAUGGUCUGGCUUUCUUGACCGUGACAGUGAAAUCUUUCUGCACGAACAGAUGUAUGUACAUUAUUUGGAUUUGAUUGUUGAAUUUAUAUAAAAGACAUCUCUGCAUGUAAAUACUAAUUAUACUUGUAGUACUUUUGUAUGAGUUUGAUAUAUUUUAAAUUUGGUUGUAGACCGAUUCGGAAAAUGGUUGUCAUUUUUUUUUCUUCCGAAAUUAAUUUUAAUUACCACACCACUAUAUUCACUGCCACCUUAUACUGUAGAAUACUUCAAGAUUAACAGUUUUACAAACUGUAUAAUAUAAUACCUUGUUUUCUAUUGGGGAAAUUAAAUAUGGAAAUAUAGACGUUCAUGCUCCACAUAGCAAACAAGUACGACUAGCCUCGUUUUGGUUAUUGCAGAAAAUUCAAUUUGCAUGGACAGUUUCCAAUCUUAAAGUUAAAUUCUUACACUUUGCAAAAAUAGUCUUCGUUGAAUAAUUGUGAUAACAGUCUUCGUUGAAAAAUUGUGAUAACCAGUUCUCGAAUCGAUCAAUAAGGUUUAUGUAUAAUGCAUUGGAUUAAAUAUAUGUAGUAAAUUGUAGUACGUUUCUCUAAUCAUGUGAGUAUUUAGCAAUUGAUACGAUCUGUUGUGAAUUAGUUAACGUUACUAUUGUUUAGAUUCUGUCCAUACUUACCCCUAUCGAAUUGUUCCUUUCCUUUCACGCCCUUUUUCAAUAUUUGUUUCAAGUUGUUAUUUUCAAAGGUUUUGUAUACAUGCAAGAACAGAUACGUAAAUUAAACAAGGUAAUUUUAUUUACAUGUGUUCUAGUGAAGUAUUAUGUUUACAUUUAACAGUCUUCUCGCUCUGGACCUCUCUCCUCCGCAUAAGCUAAUUACCUUAAUCAUAGCCAACAAACAGAAGCCUCUGUGGAGGAGAGAGAGUAUGGACUAUUUAAAUACAAAGUGAAUAUUUUCGAUACAUAGGAAACGUCUAUCCCCAGCAGGUACUUCUAAAUAUUUACACUGUAAAAGUCUGAUAAACAUAGACUAUGCCAGAGUAAAAAACUGAAGUUCAUAUUCCAGUUAUAUGUUGAGAUCACUGAUAUAUAAAUCAAAUCGCAGCGCGGGAAAAUAUAAAAUUUAUUUUAAAAUUUAUUAAAGUUGUUUUUGUGGACUGCGGUACGUUUUGCUAAUCAAAAAUGCAUAUUUUGUUUUACUUUUGACCUUUUGUGUUUUACCUAUACAAUUUAUAAAGUGUAGUUAACAUUAUACGUUUGAAAAAUAGAUUUGUAGGGCAAAUUUUCUUGAUUUUCCCUUCCUAUUCCAGCACGAAACAUUUUUCCAUAUUUUUUAGUAUUUAACAAAUUCUGUAUUUUCCUCUAGGUUUUUCAAAGAAAAUCAAUUUGAAGGUAUGAACUAAUUAUUUUUUAUGCUUUUACAAUUACUUAAGAAAACAUGAAAUACUAUACCAGUCUCCAGUAAGUUUAAUAACUGAAAUUAUGUACAACACUCAACAGCAGAGUGUUGCUGUUGGAGAUACAACUACCUGAAAAAUAAAGUAUUUUGAGCGAAGGUUUUGCAAACUAUUCGUUUUGUAUUUUCCAGAUAGGUGUAUAUAGCUGAGCUAUACUAUAUUAUUAUAAUAGUUAAGUGGUUUAUCUCCAUAAACUGAAACAGAAUUAUGAUGGUCAGAAAACAACAUUGUAACAUAUCAGGGACCUCCCUGGCCGAUGUUUUACUCAACAGCCUGAGCGCCCAUUGGGCCCAUUGGGGUUGGGGGCCCCCGGGUUCACCAGGUCUGAACCCAUAGUAGUUAUGCCACUGGUAUUAUUACACAGAAUUGCCCAGAAACAUGUAGAGUGCCUGGGGCACAUUAUGAGUUUAAGUCCUAUAGAUUUUGCUUUGUCAAAUAAUCUUUUGAGAUCAUGUGCUCCUUUACAAAAAUUGAUUUUCACCCUCAUGAACUUUUAGGGCAAUCCUCAAACUUUUAUGCCCUCUUGUGAAAGGGGUCUCUAAAUUUUCCCUUCUCUAUGUACCCCUUAAGACUAAUUGUCUGUGCCUAUGGGAUUUUAUUAAACCAUCAGUUAUGUUAAUUUAAGAACGUAAUACUUUAAUUUAAUUAGAGUCCAUGGAAAUAGCAGUGACUGAAGAACCACCUGCGGUUCCGACUAAGGAAUCUGAAAAUGAUAGUAAGUUGAUGUAUGUAAUUUGAUAUGAAAUUGGAUGAUCGAAACAAUUGGUUUUCCAGUAACAUCUCCGAUCUACUGUAUGGUGGGAGGUGUAGACUUUGUGAAACGGUCCAAUGAGAACCCUUUGUUUGCUUCAUUGCUUUCAUAAUUUUAUUUUAUUAGAGAACAAUACUAAAGAAGAUAAUGACAGAGGUAGAGUUUUUAAUAUAGCUGUAAUGCUGUAUGUUUAUGUUGUAUCUAGCUGUUUUAGUUACUCUGUGUUCUUGCUAAUUUCCAUACAGUUAAAUGGGCCAAUUAAAUUAAUCUUUUAAUUAUGAAAAUAAGAGUUCCUCAUUUCAUUUUAUUAGAUAACAAUACUAAUGAAGAUAAUAACAGAGGUAUAGUUUUUAACUAUGUUGUAUCUGUUUUUGUUACUCCAUGUUCUUGCUUGUGUACAGUUAAAUGUAUUGCAUUUAAAAUCAUUGUGAUUGUGAAACAAUAUAACUGUGGCAUGGGCAAAUUUAAGUAAUUGACUUCCAAUACUACUAUAGUAUUUAUUUCUCAUACAUGUAACGAAACUUAAUUAUAAGCCCAAUGUUUACCAUAAUUAUUUGUUUGCAACACAUACUGCAAACACUCUAUUUGUGUUACCUUUCUUACUUUUUUGUUUAGAUACUGCUGGUCCAAUUAGGCGAAAAAAAGGUAUUAUAAUUGCACCAGUUUUUCCAUGCUAGCUAAUUAUAACCUUUAACUGUCUAAUGCUGGAAGUUUUACUUGUUCAGGGGAGAUUGCUACCACUCAAUGAGUUGAUGCUUUCAGUAUAUAAUUACAGGAUAUGAAAUUGGUUGUUAGAAUUGUAAUAUAUAUAACACUAAUCAGUAUCCAGAAGUGGAAUAUCGGUUUCUCAGAUGAGAUACUAGAGCUUUGAAUCCUAUUACCCCAGUGAAUUAUUGGGAAAAUAUCAAUUUCAGACCCUAUAUUAUUAUGAUCUACAGUAUAUAUUUAAUCUUAUGGUUCUCAUAAGAGACAGUAGGACAUUUUAUUCAGGGACCGAGGGCUAACUAUUAUUUUUUAAUAUUUAGGGUAUUGUUACAAAUGUGGCUUGAGAGGCCAUCAUGCAAAAGACUGCACUUCAAGUAAUGUACUUUAUAUUACCAACAAUGGUCAAUAUUUACAUACAGUAGAUUUAACAUCUUGGAAUUAAAUACAAUCCGGCUUAUCCAUCCCAUAAUCCUAACCUACUUGUUAGUCACAAACACCCACACAGUUCCAAUGUAGGAAAUAGGCACUAAUAAGUAGUAACCUUCAAACAUCCUGACCAGUGCAUAUAUUAGCAUUCAUUUAUCAGAAGUAAAUUCCCCUAAUCCCCUCCUUUCUGAAAAGACCAUAUGUCGUUGGAAAACAUGUUCUAAGUACCAACAUUACAAAACUAAAUUAUAUAUUUCAACAUAUAGGAGUGGUUUGUUGGACAUGUGGCGAGAGGGGGCACAUUCAAACAAAGUGUCCCCGCAAAGAGAAGAAAAAUGGGCGUGGAGUGGUUUUCCACUGUACGUCAUGUACAUUUAAAGUCAAUAAUUAAAAAAAAUAUUAAAUAAUAAUUAUAUAUUUUGUAUAUUUCUUGUACAUUUACAGUCGCGCCAAUAAAAGCAUUCCGAAAAAUGUUGGCCAGUUCCUCUGAACAAUUCCUGAACAAUUUGAGAUUUUAAGUUCCUUAAAAAGUUCCGAACUUCCUGUUUCAUUGACCAAUCAGAUUGCUCAAAAAUAAAAUAUAAAAUUUGAUUCGUCAAUGAAACAGGAAGUUAGGAACUUCUUAAGGAACUUAUCAAAUUGUUGAGGAAUUGUUAAGAGGAACUCCUCGAAGUUAGGAAAUGAACUGGUCAACAUUUUUCGGAACGCUUCUAUUGGCACAACUGUAAUAUUUGUAAAAUUUUAAUACUUUUUAUCUGAUUUAAUAUAUGGUUUUACUGUAUAAUAAUUUAAUAAAUUUACAUAGUAUUACAUGUAUAAUUAAAUAACAUCAAAAUUCAUGCAAGUUUCUUGGUGCAUCAGUCAAACACAAGCACACCCAACCCCCUUAGAUUUGGUCAAAAUGGGGGAAUAAAAAGUUGGUGAGUGGUAAUUAAAUUACCCACCCUGUUCAAUGAAAUGUGCAGGUGUGAUCAGAUAUAAUAUAC